This is a messenger RNA of Cotesia glomerata, 683 nucleotides long. RefSeq lists its product as uncharacterized. NCBI's taxonomy places the organism in Eukaryota, Metazoa, Arthropoda, Insecta, Hymenoptera, Braconidae. Bases 138 to 575 code for a protein of 145 amino acids. The record is from RefSeq and is a predicted model, not a curated record. The transcript is spliced from 2 exons.
UAGAGUAAAUAUUUAAAUACUAGUUUUCUACUUUUCAUGGAGAGUAGCUAUCUAUGGAAAUUUUUUUCACUCGAAAUUAUAAGAUAGUUCAAUUUUUAAAUACAGAAUAAAUAAACCAUUUAUAAUUAUAAUAAAUAAUGAAUGACUCUAGCGAAAUAGAUGAAACUUUAGAAGUUGCUUCUAAAACAUGGGAUCGUGUCAUAGAAACUGCAAAUAAAACUGGUUUCAGAGAAGGUGUUGAUGUAGGAUCAGAGGCAGUUCUCCAAGAAGAUUUUGAUAGAGGUUAUGUUGAUGGAUUUAAAAUAGCUUAUAUUUUGGGAAAGUACAAAGGUCUUGCUAAUUCGUUGUUUAAAAAUAUCGAACAUCCGAAAGAAAUAAAUGACAUUCUUGAAAAAACACGCAGAGGAGCCUGUCAUAUCUGCGAGAGCCAAUAUUCCGGAGUUAUACAAGACCAAGCCAAAAUUCUCGCAAAACACGAAGAACAUACAUUAAAAAUAUGUAAAAUUUUACAAGGAUAUUUUGAACCUUUAUUAAAAAAUUUUAAAAUAGAUAUUAAUGAUAUAGACCUUAAGUAGUUUACAGUUAAUUUAUUUUUCGAUAUUUGAUAUCUUGAAAAAAAUACAAGCAUAAAUGAAUAGAUUGGUAAUAAAUGAUUCAGUUUAAUAAAAAGAUAAUAAGAAAUA